Messenger RNA from Pisolithus orientalis, 3179 nucleotides. RefSeq names its product PLC-like phosphodiesterase. The record is from RefSeq and is a predicted model, not a curated record. Gene Ontology annotation, biological process: lipid metabolic process; phosphatidylinositol-mediated signaling. The transcript has 10 exons. Gene Ontology annotation, molecular function: phosphatidylinositol-4,5-bisphosphate phospholipase C activity; calcium ion binding. NCBI's taxonomy places the organism in Eukaryota, Fungi, Basidiomycota, Agaricomycetes, Boletales, Pisolithaceae. Bases 141 to 2711 code for a protein of 856 amino acids.
CCCAUACCUCCAACAUUUAUAGCUUGGCCGAGUACCCCGAACCCACUCAAACUUCUUCUCCAAUCUCUUUGGAUACCGUCGCAAAUCCCCAACCAUUAGUUCAACAGCAACCAUUCCAGACAAUUGUACGCAAGGCAUCCAUGGCCGAUGUGCCUGUCCCAGAACUCCUACAACACGGGGUUCCCAUGACGAAGGUUUCCCCCGGAUCACAAAGGAGCUACAUCUUUCGACUUGACGCAGAUCAGGGUCAGAUUAUCUGGGAAUCUAAGAAGUUGAGGAUCAUACCUAUCGAGAACAUAAAGGAACUUCGAUUUGGCUCGGACGCAAGAUACUAUCGUCAACAGUUUCAACUCGCUCGCGAGUACGAGGAUAGAUGGAUAACCAUCAUCUACAUCCUCGAUGGCCAAUACAAGACACUUCACUUGAUUGCUUCUUCAAAAGAUAGCUUCCAGCUGUGGGAUAUUACGUUACGGAAACUACACGCAAUUCGUCAAGAAUUAAUGAUCGGUCUAGGAAACGAGGAGAUGCGACAUGCUGUAUGGGUGAGGCAGUGUUGGAAAUCGACCGAGCAUCAAAACGAUCAGAAACUGUCCUUCGAUGAAGUCGAAAGACUUUGCAAGCGCCUCAAUAUAAACUCUUCCCAAGAUGAUUUGAAGCGCUUGUUCAAGCAAGCGGAUUCAAAACGCAACGGCUUUCUUGACUUCAUCGAUUUUCAGAAGUUUGUCAAGCUCCUCAAAGCGCGACCAGAGCUCGAUCUCCUCUACAAGAAGCUGUCUUCGAAAAACGGCGGAAGGUUCACGCUCACAGUUUUCGAGGCCUUUAUGCGGAACUGUCAAAAGUCUUCUCUCACCCAGGAGGAGCUGCGAUCGAUAUUCUUGCGCUACGCUAAGAAAUACGAGUCGAAGGCUGGGACUAUACCCGGUUCACCUUCACUACCGUCGUCGCCGUCGGACGGCUGUGGUGAUGUAGUCAUGUCUCUCGAUGCGUUUACCGCCUUUCUGCUAUCCUCUGACAACUCUGCAUUCACGGACCAACAUGGAAAAAUAUACCAGGAUAUGACUCAACCACUCUGCCAUUACUUUAUCUCUUCCUCUCACAAUACGUAUCUCGUCGGUCACCAGCUUGUAGGGGACAGCACAAUUGAGGGAUACAUCCGCGCUCUUCUUCAUGGCUGUCGAAGUGUUGAGCUGGAUAUCUUUGACGGUGACAACGAACCAAUGGUUUUCCACGGCAAAACUUUAACGUCGAAAGUGCCCGUCCGAGAGGUCUGCGAAGCAAUAUCGAAAUACGCAUUCGUGACAUCACCUUACCCGAUCAUCAUCUCUGCUGAGAUACACUGCUCCGUUGCCCAGCAAAAUAUGCUUGUCGCGAUCAUGCAUGAAGUAUUUCGAGAGGCUUUGGUCAGUGCUCCUGUAGGGGAGCAUCCGAAGAUCGAUAAGCUUCCGAGUCCCGAAGAGUUGAAGGGAAGAGUAUUACUGAAGGCGAAGAAUCUCUACGUUUCGGAACGAGAGCGGAUUCGUACGAAGGAUGUAGUAGUCGAUACGGAGUCGUCUUCUACAGAGACGUCAGCUUCGGACUUGGACAUCGGCCACGAAGUUAAAGAGGAACUGCGCAGGGCCAAGACGCAGAAUAUCGAGGCCAUCAAAGAGCUGAAGGAAGAAUUCCGCAAAGCACGCAACGUCUUCAACCGUGUUCGUGGGCAUCACCAAGUACCGGAGAAGUCUGUUACCACUGCCCUUGUGGGCGCAGCAACAGCAACAUCGACAGCGAUUGCCGAGCAGCCGGUGAAGUCCGACAAACAAGGCACAAAAGUGAAGAUGUCUGCCGCCCUCGUCGCUUUACUGGUGUACACCGUCGGUGUGAAGUGUAGAGGUAUCAAUAAGAAAGAACAUUAUGCUCCGGAGCAUAUGUUCUCCCUCUCUGAAACCACCGCCAACAAGAUUAUGAAACAAGGCAUGGUGGAUUUGAUCAAGCAUAACAAAGACCAUCUCGUCAGGAUAUAUCCCAAAGGCUUACGGCUUAGUUCCACGAAUUACCUCCCGCAUCGGUAUUGGGCGGCUGGUGCGCAACUCGUCGCGCUCAACUUGCAGACAUUUGACUUGGGAUAUAUGAUCAACCAUGCAAUGUUCCAGCGCAAUGGAAGAGCUGGGUAUAUUCUCAAACCAGAAGCGCUUCGUCAGCCUGACAAGGGAGCACUGGCUCUCCGGACUGUGCAUUACCUGGACGUUACUAUCAUUUCAGCACAACUACUCCCUCGUCCGAAAGACUCCAUGGGUCGUGAGGUAAUCGACCGGAAUAUCGUAGAUCCCUAUGUGGAAGUCUCGAUAUACACUCCAGACUGGGCACAUUUCUCUUCAUCAUCCCCGUCUUCAGGCUCGUCGUCUCCAUCAAUUUCAUCGGGAGCGAGUGGUUCGGGCACGACCCGCGCCAUUACUGCACGAACGAGCUCCGUGAAGAACAACGGGUUCAACCCCGUCUGGCAAGAGAGUCUUCGUCUGACGUUUGAGUGCGCCGCGAACUUGCUGGACUUGGUGUUUGUGCGGUUUACGGUCCUGAGGGACGGAGAAAAUGACAGUGAACCUAUUGCGGUGUACUGUGUCAACUUGGCAAGUCUGGCUAUGGGGUACAGGCACCUACCUCUACACGAUUCUCAACUCUGCCAGUAUCUGUUCUCGACGUUGUUCGUGAAGUGUUCAUUGCAGGAUGCUUGAAUCUUCGACUUAUACCCAUCCACGCUCAUCACGGAUCGUCCGUCACAACUUCACAAGCAUUCAACUAAACUAAACUUCGAUGUCGACGUAUUUUUUUUCCCAUCGUUCAUAUUUCACUGCAAACAACCAUUUCGAUCAUACCGGCUGAUCCUGGCGUGCAUACCCAUCUAUUAGCCUCAUAUCCCAUGUACAAGUGUACUUUUAGCGCAGGAGUAUAUAUAGAGUAGAACCAAAUCAUAGCAGUCACGCGAAAGGCCGCAGUGAAACGGACAGCACAAAUAUUUAUGUGAAUGAGAUGAUCAUUGCAACACACACCAGCCAGUAAGUUACUUACAAUGACCUGACUUUUCUAAUAGGUUUCCCGGAUAAGAGUGGGAAGCAGGAGGGAAUCUUGAAGGGCGGUGCUUGCUGGGCCGGUAACCGAACAGGGCGCUUUCGAAGAAAGAACAUGAGGCCGCCGCGUGAUCU